Callithrix jacchus (white-tufted-ear marmoset) is the source of this 7120-nucleotide messenger RNA. RefSeq names its product mastermind like transcriptional coactivator 3 (gene MAML3). Lineage: Eukaryota; Metazoa; Chordata; Mammalia; Primates; Cebidae. Gene Ontology annotation, molecular function: transcription coactivator activity. The record is from RefSeq and is a predicted model, not a curated record. Gene Ontology annotation, biological process: Notch signaling pathway; positive regulation of transcription of Notch receptor target. Gene Ontology annotation, cellular component: nuclear speck; nucleoplasm.
ACACACACGCUUCACGCACACACACAGGUCAAAAGUUGAUUUAUUUCUGAUAUCCCCCAGAAUCUUUCUUCUACCCGUUGCGGGGGCUCCGGACUUCUCCGCAGGGCGGUAGAGAGGUUGGGGGCGUGGGAGGGGCGCGGGGCGCCGAGGCGGCGGAGGCGGGAGCUGGGUGCCGGUGCGAGCCGCGCCCGCUCCUGUCGGGUGAGAGUCCGGGCCGGGUUUUGCGCCGUGUCCGCGGGUUUGUCUCACGGCCUCCAGCCGCCGCCGCUGCCGUGUUUACUGAGCUCGCGCGUCCUGAUAUCACUCCGCUGGCAUGGAGGAGGAGGAGGUGGAGGAGCGAGAGGAGGAGGAGGAGGAGGCGGCGGCGGCGGCGGCGGCGGCGGCGGCGGCGGCGGCGGCGGCGGCGAGCAGUUGAUCAUUGUGAUGGUGGCAGGAGCAGCGGCGGCAGCGGCAGCCCAGCCGAGCGUUAGGGGCUGCUCUCCGCGCGGCGUUUUGCAAAGGACUUCACCGAUCUACUUUUGCAGUCGCCUCAGACUGUCCAUGUGUUUACUUCCCCCAGCCCGAGGAUUCGAUAUCUAGGCUCCUGUGAAAUGCAACUGAGCAGCCAAAGUACUUUGAGAACACGGGGCGGCAUAAACACCAAAACUUUUUUGUGGAAGGAAAAUGCAAUAAGCAAGCUUGCCGUUUUCCGAUGCGGUGUGGAGUGAGUGUGUGUCGCGCGUGUCCGCACUGGAGGCAUAUGCUUGUGUGUGUACAUGGGGUGUGUUUUUCGGUACGUAGGGAGAAAAUGCUUGCCAACCACCGGAAAUCUCCUGGAAUUUAUUAGAAAAUAAUGGAUUAUAAAAAGAAGGCAGGCGAGGAGCGGAUCUCCCCUUGAGUUGCAACCCGAUUUGCUGCUGGCUCAGUUUGUUGUGAUUCUUUUUGUUGAUAGGUGUCUGAUGGUAUUCCGAUAACGUCCCCCCCUUUUUUUCCCCUUGAGCUUUUACAGUUUAAAAAAAAGGAAACAACCACCCCAAAAUCUCCCUCCCUUUUUUUUCGCCCCGUCGGGAUCGCCGUUUCCAUCCAUGUGCUUGCGUCUCCCCCGCGUUCCACUUAAACUAUUUUAAUCCUUGGACCCAAGGAGGAGGCUGAUAGGGGGGUGGAUAAAAAAAGUUCUUCCAAAAUAGUGUGCCCGGGGAGCAGGAUGGGGGAUUUCGCAGCCCCCGCUGCUGCCGCGAAUGGCAGUAGUAUUUGCAUCAACAGUAGCCUGAACAGCAGCCUCGGCGGGGCCGGGAUCGGUGUGAAUAAUACUCCCAAUAGUACUCCCGCUGCUCCGAGUAGCAAUCACCCGGCUGCCGGUGGCUGCGGCGGCUCCGGGGGCCCCGGCGGUGGCUCGGCGGCCGUUCCCAAGCACAGCACCGUGGUGGAGCGGCUCCGCCAGCGCAUCGAGGGCUGCCGGCGGCACCACGUCAACUGCGAGAACAGGUACCAGCAGGCUCAGGUGGAGCAGCUGGAGCUGGAACGCCGGGACACCGUGAGCCUGUACCAGCGGACCCUGGAGCAGAGGGCCAAGAAAUCGGGCGCCGGCACCGGCAAACAGCAGCACCCGAGCAAACCCCAGCAAGAUGCGGAGGCUGCCUCGGCGGAGCAGAGGAACCACACGCUGAUCAUGCUACAAGAGACUGUGAAAAGGAAGCUGGAAGGAGCUCGAUCACCACUUAAUGGAGACCAGCAGAAUGGUGCUUGUGAUGGGAAUUUUUCUCCAACUAGCAAACGAAUUCGAAAGGACAUUUCCGCAGGGAUGGAAGCCAUCAACAAUUUGCCCAAUAACAUACCACUGCCUUCAGCUUCUCCUCUUCACCAACUUGACCUGAAGCCUUCUUUGCCCUUGCAGAACAGUGGAACUCACACUCCUGGGCUUCUAGAAGAUCUAAGUAAGAAUGGGAGGCUCCCUGAGAUUAAACUUCCUGUCAAUGGUUGCAGUGAUCUGGAGGAUAGCUUCACCAUCUUGCAAAGCAAAGACCUCAAACAAGAACCUCUCGAUGACCCUACUUGCAUAGACACAUCAGAAACAUCUCUUUCCAAUCAGAAUAAGUUGUUCUCAGACAUUAAUCUGAAUGAUCAGGAGUGGCAAGAAUUAAUAGAUGAAUUGGCCAACACGGUUCCUGAGGAUGACAUACAGGACCUGUUCAAUGAAGACUUUGAAGAGAAGAAGGAGCCAGAAUUCUCGCAGCCAGCAACUGAGACCCCUCUCUCCCAGGAGAGUGCGAGUGUGAAGAGCGACCCCUCUCACUCUCCCUUCGCACAUGUCUCCAUGGGAUCUCCCCAGGCGAGGCCUUCUUCUUCUGGUCCUCCCUUUUCUACUGUCUCCACGGCCACGAGUUUACCUUCUGUUGCCAGCACUCCCGCAGCUCCAAACCCCGCCAGCUCACCAGCAAACUGUGCUGUCCAGUCCCCUCAAACUCCAAACCAAGCCCACACUCCAGGCCAAGCUCCACCUCGGCCUGGAAAUGGUUAUCUCCUGAAUCCGGCAGCAGUGACAGUGGCCAGUUCAGCGCCAGGGCCUGUGGCUGUGGCCAGCUCUGACAUGUCUCCAGCAGAGCAGCUCAAACAGAUGGCCGCACAGCAGCAACAAAGGGCCAAACUCAUGCAACAGAAGCAGCAGCAGCAGCAACAGCAGCAGCAGCAGCAACAGCAGCAGCAGCAGCACUCAAAUCAGACUUCAAAUUGGUCUCCCUUAGGCCCUCCCUCUAGUCCAUAUGGAGCAGCUUUUACUGCAGAAAAACCAAAUAGCCCAAUGAUGUACCCCCAAGCCUUUAACAACCAAAACCCUAUAGUGCCUCCAAUGGCAAACAACCUGCAGAAGACAACAAUGAAUAACUACCUCCCUCAGAACCACAUGACUAUGAUCAAUCAGCAGCCAAAUAACUUGGGUGCAAACUCCUUAAACAAACAGCACAAUAUUCUUACUUAUGGCAACACUAAACCCCUGACCCAUUUCAAUGCAGACUUGAGUCAGAGGAUGACGCCACCAAUGGCCAACCCCAACAAAAACCCCUUGAUGCCGUACAUCCAGCAGCAGCAGCAGCAGCAGCAGCAGCAGCAACAGCAGCAGCAACAGCAGCAGCAGCCGCCGCCACCUCCACAGCUCCAGGCCCCCAGGGCACACCUGAGCGAAGACCAGAAACGCAUGCUUCUCAUGAAGCACAAAGGAGUGAUGAAUCAGCCCAUGGCUUACGCUGCACUUCCAUCCCACAGUCAGGAGCAGCAUCCAGUUGGACUUCCCCGAACCACAGGCCCCAUGCAGUCCUCUGUGCCCCCAGGCUCAGGUGGCAUGGUCUCAGGAGCUGGUCCCGCAGGCCCCAGCUUCCUGGGCAGCCAGCCCCAAGCAGCCAUCAUGAAGCAGAUGCUCAUUGAUCAGCGGGCCCAGUUGAUGGAGCAGCAGAAGCAACAGUUCCUGCGGGAGCAAAGGCAGCAGCAGCAGCAGCAGCAGAUUUUGGCGGAACAGCAGUUGCAGCAAUCACAUCUACCCCGGCAGCACCUCCAGCAACAGCGGAAUCCAUACCCAGUGCAGCAGGUCAAUCAGUUUCAAGGUUCUCCCCAGGAUAUAGCAGCCGUAAGAAGCCAAGCUGCCCUUCAGAGCAUGCGAACAUCACGGCUGAUGGCACAGAAUUCGGGCAUCAUGGGAAUAGGACCCUCCCAGAACCCAGGGACAAUGGCCACUGCAGCCGCACAGUCAGAGAUGGGACUGGCCCCUUAUAGCACCACGCCUACCAGCCAACCAGGAAUGUACAAUAUGAGCACAGGCAUGACCCAAAUGUUGCAGCACCCAAACCAAAGUGGCAUGAGCAUCACACAUAACCAAGCCCAGGGACCCAGGCAGCCUGCCUCUGGGCAGGGGGUUGGAAUGGUGAGUGGCUUUGGUCAGAGCAUGCUGGUGAACUCAGCGAUUACCCAGCAACAUCCACAGAUGAAAGGACCAGUAGGCCAGGCCUUGCCUCGGCCCCAAGCCCCUUCAAGGCUGCAGAGCCUUAUGGGAACAGUCCAGCACGGAGCGCAAAGCUGGCAACAGAGGAGCUUGCAGGGCAUGCCUGGGAGGACUAGUGGAGAAUUGGGAUCAUUCAACAACGGCGCCAACUACCCUCUUCAAGCUGGGCAGCCGAGACUGACCAAGCAGCACUUCCCACAGGGACUGAGCCAGUCCGUCGUGGAUACUAACACGGGCACAGUGAGGACCCUCAACCCAGCUGCCAUGGGUCGGCAGAUGAUGCCAUCGCUCCCGGGGCAGCAAGGCACCAGCCAGGUGAGGCCAAUGGUCAUGUCUGGCCUGAGCCAGGGAGUCCCGGGCAUACCAGCAUUCAGCCAGCCCCCAGCACAGCAGCAGAUACCCAGUGGCAGCUUUGCUCCAAGCAGCCAGAGCCAAGCCUAUGAGCGGAAUGCCCCUCAGGACGUGUCAUACAAUUAUAGCGGUGACGGAACUGGGGCUUCCUUCCCUGGCCUCCCAGACGGUGCAGACCUUGUGGACUCCAUCAUCAAAGGCGGGCCAGGGGAUGAGUGGAUGCAGGAGCUUGAUGAAUUAUUUGGCAACCCCUAGUCAAGAGAGGCCCCAAGAGCCACAACUUGAGUGGUUAAAGCUUAAAAAGUGAAAAAGAAACAGGAUGUUGACCCAUCCUUGUUUUUUGUUUUUUUGACCCACGUAAACUGAGCAAAACUGCAGCUGGCUGACAGUGAAAGAUCCAGGUGCCAAUCCACAGCUCCGUCGGGCCUCCUUUCACCUGAUUUUCACACGGCAAUCCAGAUGAGACGCCAUGCAGAUCCCUGCUGCCAGAGAGGGAGACACCAGGAGGAGCAGGUGGGAAGAUGAAGCCGGCAGAGCCCCUCUGCUCAGCGCGCCCUGUGAUCGCCUGGCACAACAGAAGCUGCUUCAGCCAAGAGGGACUUACCCAAGAGAGGGAUCCUCAGCCCCUCUUGCCCCAGGUCGGGAGACAGCAGCUUUGGAGACACAAAAGAGACAGAGCCUCGGCCAGGGAGAGUCCCACAGAGGAGGCUGGGUGGUUGCACAGGCCAGGUGCUCAGGUUGGAAAUGCACUGAGCUCUGGGUGCCAGGAGAUGUCAGGCUUCAAGACAUGCUACUGAAUUUGGAGGGCAGGCAUGAAGAACAGUGAGAUGGUCACAGGGAGGCAACAAUGGAUCCUGCAGGCCUGUCUGCCUCAUGCCCCGUGGUGACCCUCAGGAAUUGCAGAGGCUCUGCUGUGACAAGGAGAGCAAGAUGAGUUUGGAGCAGGGUCCAUCCGGCAGUCCUGGGGUGGCUGCCUCUGCUGGUGCCCCUGGUGGCAGUCCCUCCAGGUUGGGCUGGAGCCCACUGGGGCCCGAUACAAGACCCAUACAUCCAGUGGGUCACUUCUCCUGGUGGCCGCAGGGUGGAGAAACCCCUGCUGGACCCCUGUGUGUCCACCAGCCCGGAGCCUUUGUCUGCAGCCCUGCCUUUAUUCCUCCUUGCCUCCACACCAGCCUUCCCUUGCUUCUCCUUACAGACUAUUCAAGAAGUGAAGCGUGUAUCUUUAGGGAGUCUUGAGCAGAGUCCAUAUAAAUGCGGGAAGAACUUAGACAAUACCUAAAAUGCAAAGGCAACACUGGAGUCUUCUUUCUCUCCUGUGCGUAGAGUUGAAUUAAUAUCUCUGCCUGGAACUGAGAGGGCUGCCCUGAUGUUUGGGCUUCAGUUUUUGUGAGCCACAUCUGAUAUUUUUGAAACCCCAGGAAGAAAUGGCCUGGAGGUCACCGGUUCGGGCUCCCUUUGGGAGAAAUCCGAGGAGUGAUGCUCUAAAAUCCACCUUUUCCAUCAUCCCUACUCAUCAGAAAGACAAAUAUAAAAUCCCCGAGAGGUGGAGGAGCUAAAAGAGCAAUUGCUCCACCUUAUUUGGAUGUAGUUUCUUUCAUAUGGGCAAAGUGAUCCACUUCCAAAGUCCUGUACAGUCGUUCUCUUUGUCAUUGACGCACAUCUGCCCUAAGUGAAAUCUGUCGGAAGGAAUCACAAGGCUCCUUGCUUCCCCUCCCAAUCUCCCUUUGGGAGGCCCUGUGGCUUCAGUGUUGUCCUAAGUGAGAGUGGCGUAUGCUUUUCUCCUGUCCCCUCCUCCCUCCAUGUCCUGGACACUGGCUGCCUUCUGUGCACUCCCAGGCAGCUCACCACAAAAGAGUCGGAGCCUGUGGGGCUGAACUGGCCACAUCCAGUCCUGAGAAGGCAAGUUUCCAUGGAAAGCUGGGAACAGAGGGGUUUGGAGAGGAGAUGGUGGGCAAAUAUUGCCUUUGACUUGCUCUCCGUGUACCCCGGGUUGUAGAUCUGCUCAGCAAAAGGCAGGAUAUACAGCCAGAGGUGCCUGGUGGGUGAGAAGCCCAGGCAGGGGCUGGGUGCCCUCUCCAAAGAGGUGGCAGCAGGGUGACCCUGAACUCCCCAAAUGGGGAGCGAUGCCACCGGAGAAACUGAAUGGAAACAGAUGAAACCAAAAAAAAAAAAAAAAGGAAACAAAUGAGAAGACACAGAAAACAGAAUUACCUUUUCCUGAAAGGUACAGGAAACAAACAUAUAAGCAAUGAUGAGAAACUGGAGGUGGCUAAUGGAAUUGGGACAGGGGGUGGGCUCCGUUAUCUUGUAAAAGCUUCCUCCAAAUGCUCAGUACUGGGACCAACUAAUAGAGAGGUAGAUUUUAAUAAGGUGGUUUUUGUUUUGGUUUUGUUUUUACUACGGUGCUGAUGUAUAUGUAAUGUCUAAAAAAAGUUAUUUGUACAUAAGUUUUUACAAUACUGCAGAUAUCACUGGGUCUACUAUCUGUAAAAAAAAUAUACAUAUAAAUAUAUAUAUACUGUUUGUUUAAAAUAGAGUAUUUUUAUUUCAUUCCUUAACUCAUCAUCACAGCAGUGGUAUUGCACUUCAGAUGACAUCUAAUUACUAAUUUGUACUGUAUGACCUAUGGCAACUUGCUCCAUUUUAUUCAGAUUUUUCUAGCUUUCUGUUUUUACUUUGUACAUUGAGCAUUGCUUAUUUCCUUUUAAGAAAUGUACAGAACUCUGAAAUGUAGAAAUGAAGUGAUGUUGACAUACCACUUUUAAGAAAACAAAAAUGAAAAUAAAAGAUUAUCUGAAUCAA